AUGGCGGCAGCGAUACAUGCGUCGGCAAUCGACCGCAUCGAGCUGGAGAGUCUCAGCAAGUUGGCUGGGCUGGUGUCAGACAAGGACGAGGAACGCAGGAGAGAGUUCUUCUGUCUCAGACGCUACAUCCCCUUCAUCGUCAAGCUCUCUAGCAAGAUCGGAGAGAACUACCUCUCACUGCUGAGCGAGGAGGAGCGGAGCAAGUGUUACGAUGUAUUCUUCAUCAGCAAGUUCAUCGAGGGUGCCGGUCCCUCCCUUCUGGGCCUCAACAACGCGCUGAAGCAGAGUGGGAACUCGUUUACUAUCAACUACCACUGCAACCUCAUUCAAACAUGGUUCUCCUCGGGGGGGAUCACAAACUUCAUGCGAGACUUGAUGGACCAGAGUGCUGCCGGGGAGAACGAGGAGGAUGCUGAGCAGGUGCUAGUGUCUCUGCCGGAUCGCAUCGGCAAUAAACUCGACGGAAAGGUCCCCAAGUUCUUCCACCCCAAGGAAUACUUUCCUUUCCUCCUAACAGCCUGUCUCCGUUUCCUCGAAGAAACCCCAAUUCAAGUCGGCGAAGAGGACGAGGACUCGCUCGUAGCCUUGAAGCCUUGCCUUGCUUUCGCCGGUUCUCUCUUCGGGAAGAUGGCGAUCACCGGACAGUCUCAGCUAUCGGCGACUUGGCUGUUGAGGCACCUGGUGGUGGCGGAGGAGGACAAGGGGCCGGAGGAAGGGAGCAAGGUUUCAUCCUCUAUUGUUGAUGAAGUGACGGCAAAGAAGCGGAUGGUAGAGGAGACGUUGAGCAAGUACAACAAGCGGAGGUCGAUCAUCAUCGCUCGAAACAUCCUGGGCAACCUCAAAUCUCGUCACCUCGACACCUUCCUGCACCACCUCAUCUCUUCCGCUCCCAGCGACCUGGUCGGAGAAAGGCCGACGCUCGGAGAGGGCAGGGUGAACUCACUCGUUGUUGACCUGGUGGCUCCGAUGUGCUUCGAGGACGAGCGAGUGCGAGACCUGCUGUUCCGAGAGCUCAUGAUCAAUCGAGUCUCGCUGCAGAGAGGUUGUAAAGAACGAAUCUUGCUCAUGGUCUUGAGCACAGACUAUCUUGAGAUGAGUCGGUACGAAGGGAAGCGAAGCAACUUGUAUGCGGUCACGAGAUCUCUGUCAGAGCUGUUUGCCAGCGAGAGCUACACUAAGACGAGGGACGAGGAGCACCAGUCUCGGCAUGCGAUGGGAGGCCGAGCAGCCAUCGAGGAGGCUCAGGUUGUCACGUUUGUCUUGGAAGCUAUCCAGCUGCGGCUUGCAGGGCACGUGGACUGGAUGCGCCGGCACGGAAUGCAACUCGCCGAGCAGUUCUCCAUCAUCUGGAACCCAGACAACCCCAUCAAGUUCGAGGAGGACGAGGCAUCGUCCCUGCCGCAUGCUCAGGAUGCUUCCGAGCCACACCAGGACGAAAGAAAGGGGAGGAAUGGGAGUAUUUCUCAGGGGCAGCCGAAUGACGGGGAGGUUACAGUGGAGGAGGACAAGGAGAAGAAGAAGAAGACGAGACCGAAGAGGAGACGGCAGCAGACAAGUGGCCGCAGGAAGUGGCAGGCAUGUCAGGACCCGGAUCGGAUCAUCUUGUCGAGCGCUAGCGAGAGCGAGAGCGAGGAGGAGGGAGGCAGUGACUCGUGCACGGACGAGGAGGAGGCUGGAGGACCAGCAGCACGUGCAAGUCACCUCAUCGACGACGGCGACAGCGACAGCGACGAUGGUCUCGUUCCCUACCAGGUGGAGGAGAGCGAGCUUGAGAACUGCUUCGCCCGGCAGGCAGCAGUGGAGGAGAGAGACGUCGAGUCAGACCUGGUGCCCUUGCGGUAUGGGGAAGGAAGAGUCUCCCUGCCUACGAACCUGCGGCAGUGCUUGCGAGGGCUGACCAGUCAGAACCCAGACGAGAUUGAAGCUGCCAUGUUCGCUCUGCCAGAGCUUGUUGAGUCCUCGCACAUGUUGGAAGGAGAAGACUACGCAGAGAUCGCAAGAGCUCUGCUCAGGCUGCAGGACAGCUUCGUGAUGCAUGACUUUGCAGGGAGGAAACGCCGCGGACUCCUCGCGCUCUCAGUUGCUGACCCAGCCCACGUGGCUCAAGUUUUCAUCAAGUGUGUGUGGAGCUCCAACGAUUCUGUCGCCACUCGCGUUGACGCCAUCGACGUGCUGGUGGACGCAGCGUUUCAACUCUCGUCCUUGCACAAGAUGCCCGAGCCCCCGCAGAUGGAGGAGGAGGGCGACACGCUGCCGAGCCUCGGCAAGACUCGUCGGUGGAGCAACAAGUCAAAGAUCAAACGCCCGAGGCCGCAGGAGAAUCAGUUCGGCAAGCACGCCAAGGCUUUCUUCUUCGGCAUGCUGUCGGGUUGGAACGAGCAGACCUCUCAGCGUCUCCUCCACGUCGACAUGUACAUCCUCGGGCGGAUGAUCUCCAGCCUCGGCGUCUUCAUCGAGUGCUGCGGCAACUCACCCGCUACCCCGAUGCUCGCGUCGGGUCUCCUGGACCUGACCAGUCACCCCAGCUUGCGGCAGCAUCGCGAGGCCUACAUCCGCCGCUGCGUCUUCUUCGCUCUCGCGCGCAUGCUCAUGACGAUACCCGACGAGCUCUUCACGCAUCUGUUUGCAGACCGCUCGCUCGCCAUCCAGUCCUGGUACGAGGAGGCCCUGAGGGAGGAGACGGACCUUGAGACGAAGCUCGCAAGCUCACUGCCCAAGAUCACCGUACUCGAUGGUUGA
This is a messenger RNA of Guillardia theta CCMP2712, 2739 nucleotides long. RefSeq lists its product as hypothetical. The transcript is spliced from 15 exons. Bases 1 to 2739 code for a protein of 912 amino acids. Gene Ontology annotation, molecular function: Hsp90 protein binding; telomeric repeat DNA binding. The record is from RefSeq and is a predicted model, not a curated record. Gene Ontology annotation, biological process: protein stabilization; telomere maintenance via telomerase. Lineage: Eukaryota; Cryptophyceae; Pyrenomonadales; Geminigeraceae. Gene Ontology annotation, cellular component: cytosol.